Messenger RNA from Schistosoma turkestanicum, 7323 nucleotides. The record is from the annotation of a GenBank genome assembly. NCBI's taxonomy places the organism in Eukaryota, Metazoa, Platyhelminthes, Trematoda, Strigeidida, Schistosomatidae.
AUGAGUGCCUCUGAGUUAAAAGAAGAAAACUCACAAAUUGAUUGUCUAGAUAAUGAAACAACAUAUCAUCAUGAUACCUUGAAAAAAUUUUUAUCAGAAGAAUUUAAUAAAAUGAGUAAAGAUAAUGAUCAAUUGUAUGCUAAAUGUGAACUAACCGAAGCAAAUUUAUUUCAUUAUUUACGUUUACUGCGAUCAUACCUGACUGGCACAAAUUAUUCACUUGGUCAACAAAGCACCAUUAUCAAUAAUCCACUUUAUACUACUACUACUACUAAUGAUUGUAUAACACAUAUUACUGCUCAAACACAAUAUCAACAGAAUAAUUUCAAUGUGACCGAUGCAAUUGUACAUCAUUUCGCCAUAGAAAUCAAUGAUAAAUUAAUUCAGUCAACUAUAAAUAAUAAUAACAAUAUUCAUCCUUUUCUAAGUCUCAAUAAAAAUAUUGAAAAAGAAUUUCUAUUUGAAUUAAAUGAACUUGAAUUGGCUACAAGUAAUUUGUUAAAUUGUUGGGAAAUGAAAAGUCAUGAAAUUAACUAUUCAUCAUUAUGUCAACAAUUUUUCAAGGUAUUACUUAAUUUUUGUAUGAUUUCAAUAAAACUUUAUGAUUGCUAUUGUACUGGAGAAUUUGAUCAAUUUUCAAAUUUGAAUUUAAAUGAUUUACAAGUGAAAACUGAACAACAAAUGAUUGAUUUGUCGAAUGAAUUAAAACAUCGUAAAAUUCAAUUUGAUCAAUUCACUGAAAAAUUGGAACAACAGCAAUUAGAAAUUGAUAAUAAUAUGAAAAGGAAAGAAAUUAAUGAUCAGGCAACUUCAACAGAUGAUCUUGUUCAGACGAUCAUGAUGGAAAAUUCAAUUUUACCUGACUCAAGAUUCAUCAUGUCACAAAGAUCACCAAUUGAGGAAUCUCAAUCCACUGAACAUGAGCUUACCGUAGCUAAAUCAGAAAUAAAUCGAUUAUAUUCGUUGUUAUACGAUGUAUGUUUGAAUACAUCUACCGAACAAAAUGCACUUAAUCAUCAAGAUGAUUCAUCAAUCGAUAAAAUCAAUCACAGUCUACAUUCGUUUAUCGAUGGUUUAUUCAAAGAAAUUCUUCAAUAUUUGAAUAAAUCAACCUCAUCAUCAUCAUCUGUAUCAUUACUGAUACAACGCAUUCAUCAAUAUGUUACAUUGAAUAAUGAACUAAUUACUUGUAAUGAAUUUGAUAGUAGUAGUAUUUCUAAUCGUUUUAAACAUUUGCAUAUGUUUCUCAAUCGAUCUACAACUACUACUGAUGAUUACGAACAACUAAUGCAGGAUGAUAAUCAAAUUGAAAUGAAUUUACAAACUUCAUUAGAAACUGAAAGUAGAAUGUGUUAUGAAAAUUUAUACUUAAGAAAACAAAAUCAAUUGAAUACCAAGAUAAUUAGUGAAUUGACGCAAGAACUUCACUCACUGAACUCCUUAUUGAUUGAUUCGCUGCCGAAUGAAAUGAAACAAAGCAUUGAUAGUGCGUCUUUUCAUGAACAACAUUAUGAUUUAUUGAAACCAGCUCUGAAAAAUGAUCAAGAAUUUAUUAUUAAGUCACAUUGGAAUCAAGUUGAAAAUGAUUUUCACCUGGUUGAUGAAUUAUCAACAUCGUCGUUAUCACGAAAAGCUUCAAAAACUGUUGUCAGUAAUCAUGAAGAUAAUCUCGAUAAUGUAUUCAUCGAAAACGACGAUGUUGAACACAAAUUGUGUGAAUUAUAUAACUCAAUGAGAAAGACUAUAAGUUAUUUGUUUAAACGAAUAGAGGAUAUCAAUCUAAAGAUGAAAAUCAUUGAAAAUCAUAUCAAUGAUGGUAAAUUAACUGAAAAAUUAAUGCAUACUAAAGAAAGAGAAUACUUAUCUGAUCGCGAAAAACGAUUAUUUAUUGAAAUAUUGAAUGAAAAAUACGAUGAAAAUGAACAUACAAUCAAUAAUAAUUCAAUAGCGAAGGGUGUAUCAAACCUCAUUCAUAAAAACUUUGGAAAAUGUGACCUAUCAUUUCUGACACCACAUGAUGGAUUUGAAGAACGAUGGUUAAGUUUGAACAAAUUAUCAGAAUUAUAUCAGCAAAUGAAACAAUCAAAUUUGGAAUCCAGUUAUCAGUGUAUAUUAUCAUUGAAUUCUCGACAGUGUGAUGAAUUAACAUCGUUUCUGCAAAAACCACAUGCCACAACCAAAGUAGGAUGCAUCAGUGACCAGAAAAAUUCAGAUGACUGUGAAUCUCAAAUAGUGAAAGAACCGAUGAAUGAAAUAAAAAAUUCAAUGUUUCAUUUCUUAAUAGCAGAUAAUAAUCUACCAGGAGAUAUUCAUAUAUCCCAUAAAAAUUCCAUUUAUGAUUAUACUAAUUCCGAAAACGAUUAUGUACAGAAGAAAACUUCGCAUUCUAAACGGCAACAAGGGACACCGAUGAGCAAUGAAAAAACAAAGACGACAACAGAUCACAUCACAACAAACGUCGGUAUCUUUCAAAAUAAUAACCAAAGUGUACAAAAGAAUAAUAAUCAGUAUCCGAAUGUACAGAAUGGAAGUGACCGGGGAAGGUCAUCUGACUCUGAGGGUAGAAUGGUCGAUGAAAGUUUCAAUGAAAUAGAAGAAAUACCACUGGAUCGUGUAGCAGUAGAUGAUAAUGGAUCCAGGGCUAGUGGAAGAAGAUCUGUUGAAAAUGCUACUGAUGAGCAUCGGAAUGUACAGAAUGGAAGUGACCGGGGAAGGUCAUCUGACUCUGAGGGUAGAAUGGUCGAUGAAAGUUUCAAUGAAAUAGAAGAAAUACCACUGGAUCGUGUAGCAGUAGAUGAUAAUGGAUCCAGGGCUAGUGGAAGAAGAUCUGUUGAAAAUGCUACUGAUGAGCAUCGGAAUGUACAGAAUGGAAGUGACCGGGGAAGGUCAUCUGACUCUGAGGGUAGAAUGGUCGAUGAAAGUUUCAAUGAAAUAGAAGAAAUACCACUGGAUCGUGUAGCAGUAGAUGAUAAUGGAUCCAGGGCUAGUGGAAGAAGAUCUGUUGAAAAUGCUACUGAUGAGCAUCGGAAUGUACAGAAUGGAAGUGACCGGGGAAGGUCAUCUGACUCUGAGGGUAGAAUGGUCGAUGAAAGUUUCAAUGAAAUAGAAGAAAUACCACUGGAUCGUGUAGCAGUAGAUGAUAAUGGAUCCAGGGCUAGUGGAAGAAGAUCUGUUGAAAAUGCUACUGAUGAGCAUCGGAAUGUACAGAAUGGAAGUGACCGGGGAAGGUCAUCUGACUCUGAGGGUAGAAUGGUCGAUGAAAGUUUCAAUGAAAUAGAAGAAAUACCACUGGAUCGUGUAGCAGUAGAUGAUAAUGGAUCCAGGGCUAGUGGAAGAAGAUCUGUUGAAAAUGCUACUGAUGAGCAUCGGAAUGUACAGAAUGGAAGUGACCGGGGAAGGUCAUCUGACUCUGAGGGUAGAAUGGUCGAUGAAAGUUUCAAUGAAAUAGAAGAAAUACCACUGGAUCGUGUAGCAGUAGAUGAUAAUGGAUCCAGGGCUAGUGGAAGAAGAUCUGUUGAAAAUGCUACUGAUGAGCAUCGGAAUGUACAGAAUGGAAGUGACCGGGGAAGGUCAUCUGACUCUGAGGGUAGAAUGGUCGAUGAAAGUUUCAAUGAAAUAGAAGAAAUACCACUGGAUCGUGUAGCAGUAGAUGAUAAUGGAUCCAGGGCUAGUGGAAGAAGAUCUGUUGAAAAUGCUACUGAUGAGCAUCGGAAUGUACAGAAUGGAAGUGACCGGGGAAGGUCAUCUGACUCUGAGGGUAGAAUGGUCGAUGAAAGUUUCAAUGAAAUAGAAGAAAUACCACUGGAUCGUGUAGCAGUAGAUGAUAAUGGAUCCAGGGCUAGUGGAAGAAGAUCUGUUGAAAAUGCUACUGAUGAGCAUCGGAAUGUACAGAAUGGAAGUGACCGGGGAAGGUCAUCUGACUCUGAGGGUAGAAUGGUCGAUGAAAGUUUCAAUGAAAUAGAAGAAAUACCACUGGAUCGUGUAGCAGUAGAUGAUAAUGGAUCCAGGGCUAGUGGAAGAAGAUCUGUUGAAAAUGCUACUGAUGAGCAUCGGAAUGUACAGAAUGGAAGUGACCGGGGAAGGUCAUCUGACUCUGAGGGUAGAAUGGUCGAUGAAAGUUUCAAUGAAAUAGAAGAAAUACCACUGGAUCGUGUAGCAGUAGAUGAUAAUGGAUCCAGGGCUAGUGGAAGAAGAUCUGUUGAAAAUGCUACUGAUGAGCAUCGGAAUGUACAGAAUGGAAGUGACCGGGGAAGGUCAUCUGACUCUGAGGGUAGAAUGGUCGAUGAAAGUUUCAAUGAAAUAGAAGAAAUACCACUGGAUCGUGUAGCAGUAGAUGAUAAUGGAUCCAGGGCUAGUGGAAGAAGAUCUGUUGAAAAUGCUACUGAUGAGCAUCGGAAUGUACAGAAUGGAAGUGACCGGGGAAGGUCAUCUGACUCUGAGGGUAGAAUGGUCGAUGAAAGUUUCAAUGAAAUAGAAGAAAUACCACUGGAUCGUGUAGCAGUAGAUGAUAAUGGAUCCAGGGCUAGUGGAAGAAGAUCUGUUGAAAAUGCUACUGAUGAGCAUCGGAAUGUACAGAAUGGAAGUGACCGGGGAAGGUCAUCUGACUCUGAGGGUAGAAUGGUCGAUGAAAGUUUCAAUGAAAUAGAAGAAAUACCACUGGAUCGUGUAGCAGUAGAUGAUAAUGGAUCCAGGGCUAGUGGAAGAAGAUCUGUUGAAAAUGCUACUGAUGAGCAUCGGAAUGUACAGAAUGGAAGUGACCGGGGAAGGUCAUCUGACUCUGAGGGUAGAAUGGUCGAUGAAAGUUUCAAUGAAAUAGAAGAAAUACCACUGGAUCGUGUAGCAGUAGAUGAUAAUGGAUCCAGGGCUAGUGGAAGAAGAUCUGUUGAAAAUGCUACUGAUGAGCAUCGGAAUGUACAGAAUGGAAGUGACCGGGGAAGGUCAUCUGACUCUGAGGGUAGAAUGGUCGAUGAAAGUUUCAAUGAAAUAGAAGAAAUACCACUGGAUCGUGUAGCAGUAGAUGAUAAUGGAUCCAGGGCUAGUGGAAGAAGAUCUGUUGAAAAUGCUACUGAUGAGCAUCGGAAUGUACAGAAUGGAAGUGACCGGGGAAGGUCAUCUGACUCUGAGGGUAGAAUGGUCGAUGAAAGUUUCAAUGAAAUAGAAGAAAUACCACUGGAUCGUGUAGCAGUAGAUGAUAAUGGAUCCAGGGCUAGUGGAAGAAGAUCUGUUGAAAAUGCUACUGAUGAGCAUCGGAAUGUACAGAAUGGAAGUGACCGGGGAAGGUCAUCUGACUCUGAGGGUAGAAUGGUCGAUGAAAGUUUCAAUGAAAUAGAAGAAAUACCACUGGAUCGUGUAGCAGUAGAUGAUAAUGGAUCCAGGGCUAGUGGAAGAAGAUCUGUUGAAAAUGCUACUGAUGAGCAUCGGAAUGUACAGAAUGGAAGUGACCGGGGAAGGUCAUCUGACUCUGAGGGUAGAAUGGUCGAUGAAAGUUUCAAUGAAAUAGAAGAAAUACCACUGGAUCGUGUAGCAGUAGAUGAUAAUGGAUCCAGGGCUAGUGGAAGAAGAUCUGUUGAAAAUGCUACUGAUGAGCAUCGGAAUGUACAGAAUGGAAGUGACCGGGGAAGGUCAUCUGACUCUGAGGGUAGAAUGGUCGAUGAAAGUUUCAAUGAAAUAGAAGAAAUACCACUGGAUCGUGUAGCAGUAGAUGAUAAUGGAUCCAGGGCUAGUGGAAGAAGAUCUGUUGAAAAUGCUACUGAUGAGCAUCGGAAUGUACAGAAUGGAAGUGACCGGGGAAGGUCAUCUGACUCUGAGGGUAGAAUGGUCGAUGAAAGUUUCAAUGAAAUAGAAGAAAUACCACUGGAUCGUGUAGCAGUAGAUGAUAAUGGAUCCAGGGCUAGUGGAAGAAGAUCUGUUGAAAAUGCUACUGAUGAGCAUCGGAAUGUACAGAAUGGAAGUGACCGGGGAAGGUCAUCUGACUCUGAGGGUAGAAUGGUCGAUGAAAGUUUCAAUGAAAUAGAAGAAAUACCACUGGAUCGUGUAGCAGUAGAUGAUAAUGGAUCCAGGGCUAGUGGAAGAAGAUCUGUUGAAAAUGCUACUGAUGAGCAUCGGAAUGUACAGAAUGGAAGUGACCGGGGAAGGUCAUCUGACUCUGAGGGUAGAAUGGUCGAUGAAAGUUUCAAUGAAAUAGAAGAAAUACCACUGGAUCGUGUAGCAGUAGAUGAUAAUGGAUCCAGGGCUAGUGGAAGAAGAUCUGUUGAAAAUGCUACUGAUGAGCAUCGGAAUGUACAGAAUGGAAGUGACCGGGGAAGGUCAUCUGACUCUGAGGGUAGAAUGGUCGAUGAAAGUUUCAAUGAAAUAGAAGAAAUACCACUGGAUCGUGUAGCAGUAGAUGAUAAUGGAUCCAGGGCUAGUGGAAGAAGAUCUGUUGAAAAUGCUACUGAUGAGCAUCGGAAUGUACAGAAUGGAAGUGACCGGGGAAGGUCAUCUGACUCUGAGGGUAGAAUGGUCGAUGAAAGUUUCAAUGAAAUAGAAGAAAUACCACUGGAUCGUGUAGCAGUAGAUGAUAAUGGAUCCAGGGCUAGUGGAAGAAGAUCUGUUGAAAAUGCUACUGAUGAGCAUCGGAAUGUACAGAAUGGAAGUGACCGGGGAAGGUCAUCUGACUCUGAGGGUAGAAUGGUCGAUGAAAGUUUCAAUGAAAUAGAAGAAAUACCACUGGAUCGUGUAGCAGUAGAUGAUAAUGGAUCCAGGGCUAGUGGAAGAAGAUCUGUUGAAAAUGCUACUGAUGAGCAUCGGAAUGUACAGAAUGGAAGUGACCGGGGAAGGUCAUCUGACUCUGAGGGUAGAAUGGUCGAUGAAAGUUUCAAUGAAAUAGAAGAAAUACCACUGGAUCGUGUAGCAGUAGAUGAUAAUGGAUCCAGGGCUAGUGGAAGAAGAUCUGUUGAAAAUGCUACUGAUGAGCAUCGGAAUGUACAGAAUGGAAGUGACCGGGGAAGGUCAUCUGACUCUGAGGGUAGAAUGGUCGAUGAAAGUUUCAAUGAAAUAGAAGAAAUACCACUGGAUCGUGUAGCAGUAGAUGAUAAUGGAUCCAGGGCUAGUGGAAGAAGAUCUGUUGAAAAUGCUACUGAUGAGCAUCGGAAUGUACAGAAUGGAAGUGACCGGGGAAGGUCAUCUGACUCUGAGGGUAGAAUGGUCGAUGAAAGUUUCAAUGAAAUAGAAGAAAUACCACUGGAUCGUGUAGCAGUAGAUGAUAAUGGAUCCAGGGCUAGUGGAAGAAGAUCUGUUGAAAAUGCUACUGAUGAGCAUCGGAAUGUACAGAAUGGGAAGUGA